AUGGCAACUGAAACAGGUGAUGAUGAUGGUGGAAUAUACUUUCACUCUACCCAAAUACAAUCAAUUCAUGAGUCAUUAGAACAAGAGAAAAGCCAACGUCUAUAUUUACAAGCAUCCAUAAAAAAACUAGAAAGUUUCAAACACGUCAGUGACGAAUCUUUAAAUAAUUUAAAUCCAAGUCCAGUAUCAGUGGUUCAAAUUAAGAAAAAGGCAGCAACAAGAAAACGGAAACUAUCGGCUCGUAAACCAAAUUUGAAAAAACCAAAGUCCCUGAGUGAAGUUGUUAGACAGGCGUUUGAAAAAGACAAAUUUGCUUAUUUUACCAAUAAUCAAGCCCGAAUUGACGAAUUCCUAACGAACGGAUCAGUAUCGACAGAAAACAGUACAAGUAACCAAGGAUCACUUAUCAGUCUGGACGAAUGGAAUUACAUCAAACAGACCUAUCUCCAACAACAAGGCGAAAGUAAAACCACUUUGAAAGGUAUAAGAAACAAAAUAAAGCAAAGCAAAAAUAGUGGUAUCGGAAUGUGGGAAAUAACGGCAUCGAAUCCAGAUAUUUCGUUAAAUGAUGAGGAUAUUCAAUAUUUACAUGAUUUGGACGAACAACAGAUGAUGUCUGAUGGAAAUUCAUUUACAGAUGAUGACAUCGACCCAACUCAGGACGACGGGUUGGUACUAACCCUAUCACAAAAUUGUUCCAGUCAACACGACAUAUGCCAUCACGAAAAAGAUCAUCAGGAGCACAUUCUAAUAAAUUCUUCGAUUGGUGAAGCUGUUCAGCACGACAGAAAUCUUGAAAGUCGUAGCCAAAAAUAUUCGGAUAAUGGUAACACUAUCCCAGAUCAAAACUCGGCAAUACGAACUGGUGAAAUGGAAUCAACUGAUGCCCAUGAAGUGCAAGAAAUAUUCAGUACGCCGUCUUAUGUCCCUUCUAAUCAAUUGAAUACAGAUAAAGAUAGCUCUCAAGAAUCAGGUUCCUCGAUAAUAAUGUUAGCAGAAAAUAUUGUAUCAACUCAGCCUGAUGUCAUCGAGUCUAUACUGGAUUCUGAGUCUGAAAUUGAAAUCAUUGAAAAACCACGUUUACAGGUAUUACAAUCGGUUUAUGAAAAUGAUAUAUCUACAAAUCAAACCAGGCAUGAGCUGGCAAUUCUUAAGUAUCUGGAAAAUAGCAAACAAUCAGAGCAUCAAGAUUAUGAGUCAGAAGUAGUGGAAAGUGAUUCGACACCAAUAAUAACCCCUAAUGUAACACCUAAAAAGAAAGCCCACAUUUCUCCCGUUAAUGAAACUCAUGGAAUAAUGAACGAGUCACCCGUACCAUUAGCAUCACGAAACACACCAGAUAGAAUUACCAAUAUUGUAGGCAGAAUACCUAGCAGUCCUUCACCAAUAAAAUUGGUACUAGAAAGCCCCCUUAAAAAGCAGAGGAAGAUCGAGUUUUCUGAUACUGAAUCCAUUUAUUCGACAGCUGUGUCCCAGUUUGGUACACCAAAACAAACAACGUCUUCUCCAGUUGAGGUUUUAACUCUGAAGGUUGGAUCCCCACAAUUAGGCAUUUGUAGUGAUUCCGAGACUAUAAGUGUGGUUUCAUCUAUGGCCCAUAAGAAAUCUCAUGCAGCUAAGAAAUUAAGAACCACAACUUUAGAAGUAUCUGCUGCCUUAAGAGUGAAGACUUACACUGAUCCUGAAAACAACAUAACUGUGAAAAAGUUGGGUGAAGAAAAGAAGAGAGAAUUCAUUGAUCUAGAUAAUGAGAUUCCCGAUUCAGAGAAUCUGGAUGACGAUACUGGCUUCAGCAUAAUUGAGAUCACGAGACAAGUAGUAGAACGUAAAGAACAUAAUAAUGACGAUUACUCCGAAGAACAGAGCACAGAUUUGUUUCAAAUUGGCUUGAAAGAUAAGCGGGAUAUUGCCAAUACUUCCCACUUGCAGGUACCUUCAAGUCUUGUAAUGCAAUUAGGAAAUACUGGUAACACUUUUUUGGACUCUUCUUUGGUGGAGGAGGAUGAUGAAAUUGCAAAGCUUACGGCGACCGAAUUGCGAGAGAGGUUCAAGGAUUGGGGAUUAAAACCAGUACAAGGAAAAGAUAAAAUGCUUGAAAUACUACAAGGAAUAUCUGACUUUAUAUCUCCAGAAUCCUUGUUGGCAUUAAAAGGAGAUGAUUUACAACAACGUGUAUUUGACAAACUUGAGUUACUAAUAAAACAGGAUCAAUUUUGGUAUGAUAGAAUAUUGACAUUUGAACCCAUCAGACUAGAGGAAAUGAGGCAGUGGUUAAAUUCUCAUAAUCAUUAUCUCGAGUUAGACAUGUUGCGUUUAUAUUGUGACAGGAACUGUAUUACCACAACCAAUACAUAA
This is a messenger RNA of Candida dubliniensis CD36, 2355 nucleotides long. RefSeq lists its product as uncharacterized. NCBI's taxonomy places the organism in Eukaryota, Fungi, Ascomycota, Pichiomycetes, Serinales, Debaryomycetaceae. The record is from RefSeq and is a predicted model, not a curated record. Gene Ontology annotation, molecular function: 5'-flap endonuclease activity. The transcript has a single exon. Bases 1 to 2355 code for a protein of 784 amino acids. Gene Ontology annotation, biological process: DNA replication; DNA repair. Gene Ontology annotation, cellular component: nucleus; Slx1-Slx4 complex.